AUGCCGCCAAUGCCUCCAUUUCCAAAGGGACGUGUUACGGAGGCGGUCGCGUUUGAAAAGACAGGUCUUGAUUAUCUGGGACCCAUCUACAUAAAGACCUAUGGGGAAUAUAGAAAGGUAUGGGUCUGCCUAUUCACUUGUUUAGUAACUCGUGCAGUACAUUUGGAGACAGUACACGAUAUGUCAACAGAAAAGUUCGUAUUAGCGUUACGGCGAUUCAUUUCGCAACGGGGAUCACCAAUGGAAAUAAACAGUGACAACGCAAAACAGUUCAAGUUAGCCAGUGACACAAUACAUUUAAUCUGGCAAAACACUAUCAAAAGCGAUGACGUGCAAACGUAUGUAUCAAAUCAUGGAAUAAAAUGGAAUUUUAUUGUCGAGCGAGCCCCAUGGUAUGGUGGUUACUGGGAAAGACUUGUGGGUCUUGUUAAACGAUCAUUACGCAAAUCUCUGGGACGUAGAUCAUUGACUGAUAUUCAGUUACAGACUGUUAUCAAAGAAAUAGAAAGUGUCAUCAAUUCUAGACCACUUUUAUAUGUGGACGAUGAUAUAAAUUCUAACAUUACGUUAACCCCAGGACAUUUUCUAACACUGAACCCACGUACGGGCAUACCUGAAGCGGAUUACGAUGAUAAUGAUCCAGAUUACGAACCAUACGAAAGUUCAACGACAAAAUUGUUAAAAUUGUGGAAUAAGGGACAAUUUGGAAAAAAGAAUACCUCAUUAGCCUUCGUGAAAGGACUCAGUCGGAAUUAA
Mercenaria mercenaria is the source of this 756-nucleotide messenger RNA. RefSeq lists its product as uncharacterized. Gene Ontology annotation, molecular function: nucleic acid binding. The record is from RefSeq and is a predicted model, not a curated record. NCBI's taxonomy places the organism in Eukaryota, Metazoa, Mollusca, Bivalvia, Venerida, Veneridae. The coding region runs from base 1 to 756 and encodes 251 amino acids. Gene Ontology annotation, biological process: DNA integration. The transcript has a single exon.